Messenger RNA from Daphnia pulex (common water flea), 5140 nucleotides. It is a transcript of the gene clu, whose product is annotated as clustered mitochondria protein homolog. The record is from RefSeq and is a predicted model, not a curated record. Gene Ontology annotation, biological process: intracellular distribution of mitochondria. Gene Ontology annotation, cellular component: cytoplasm. The transcript has 17 exons. Gene Ontology annotation, molecular function: mRNA binding; protein binding. Lineage: Eukaryota; Metazoa; Arthropoda; Branchiopoda; Diplostraca; Daphniidae. Bases 139 to 4191 code for a protein of 1350 amino acids.
CUUCUCUACUGCUGCUCUUAGUCGUCACGUGUUCCCAUCUUAGUUAUUUUAGAGAUUCUCUUCUGCAAGAAGAGUGCCGCAUUCAUUUUCUUCUUACCGUUUCACGGAAAAUCGACCUUUGCCUUGCGCUUCUCGAUUAUGGCCGUCGAGUCCAAAAAGAAUGAAACAAGCGCAGAAAAAAACGUGAAUUCGGAAGCUUCAAAGGGAGAAGAGUUCGUGAAAAUCAACGGCGAAGGAAAAGGUGUAGAGAUAUCCAAGCAGCACAAAGAAGACCAGAAUGCAGGAAAGAAAGGAAGUAGUAUCAAUGGUGAAAAAGAUCUGAACUUGAAUACUGAAUCUAUAGAGGAGAAAGAAGAUGAAAAGAAAGAGGAUCAAGAUGUUGUCUUUGUUCAAGAUGUUGGUUUCACCAUCAAAAUAACAGCACCAGGAGUGGAACCCUUUGAUAUUCAAGUUUCAAGCAUGGAGAUGGUUCAGGAAAUCCAUCAACUUUUAAUGGAUCGUGAAGAUACCUGUCAUCGCACAUGUUUUUCCCUCCAGUUAAAUGCCAUAACACUGGAUAACUUCGCAGAACUGAAAAGCAUUGAAGGGUUAAAAGAGGGUUCCAUAAUCAAGGUCGUUGAAGAACCUUACACUAUGCGUGAAGCUAGGAUUCACUUGCGCCACGUGAGAGACUUGCUGAAAUCUUUGGAUCCAUCAGAUGCCUACAAUGGCCUUGACUGCAGUUCACUUUCAUUCUUGAAUGUAGUUACACAAGGAGAUAUAUUAGAAAAGAAAAAAAGUCGUCCAGAAAGCGUUGACUGCACUCCGUCGGAUUCUAUUAUACCUGGAUCAACCGAAAGGCCCUUGGUCCCGUUGCAGCCUCAAAGCAAAGAACAGAAAGGACCUAAUUGCAUAAAAGUGAUUACUACGUCUGGCUGGAACCCUCCUCCAGGUUAUCGUAAGCUGCACGGUGACUUGAUUUAUUUGUACGCCGUCACUCUCGAAGAAAAGAGAUUGCAUAUUACCGCAUGCACUCGAGGUUUCUACAUCAACCAGUCAACGGAUGAGGAAUUCAACCCAAAACCAGCGAAUCCAAAUCAUCUUUCGCAUUCUUUGAUUGAGCUCCUUUCUCAGGUUUCUCCGUCGUUCAAGCGAAACUUUACUUUAUUGCAACGCAAGCGCACCCAACGACACCCAUUCGAAAGAGUUGCAACUCCUUAUCAGGUUUACUCUUGGAUUGCUCCGAUGGCAGAUCAUCCUAUUGAUGCCAUUCGAGCGGAAGAUGCAUUUUCCUCUAAACUGGGAUAUGAAGAACAUAUUCCGGGCCAGACUCGUGAUUGGAAUGAAGAAUUGCAAACAACACGUGAACUACCCCGAAAAAAUUUGCCUGAACGACUUUUAAGGGAACGAGCAAUUUUCAAGGUGCAUUCUGAUUUUGUCGCUGCCGCUGCUCGUGGAGCUCAAGCCGUGAUUGAUGGAAACGUCAUGGCUAUUAAUCCUGGUGAAGAAUCACGAAUGCAAAUGUUUAUUUGGAACAACAUUUUCUUUUCCUUGGGCUUUGAUGUCCGCGAUCACUACAAAGAGUUGGGUGGUGAUGCUGCUGCCUAUGUCGCACCUAAGAAUGAUCUCCAGGGUGUUAAAGUUUACAAUACUGUCGAUCAAGAGGGUUUGUACACUCUGGGAACUGUGGUGAUUGACUACCGUGGUUACCGGGUAACAGCACAGUCCAUUAUUCCAGGCAUUUUGGAAAGAGAGCAAGAACAGUCGGUUGUUUACGGUUCAAUUGACUUCGGAAAAACUGUUGUCACCCAUCCUAAGUAUUUGGAACUGUUGGGCAAAGCUGGACAACAGUUAAAGGUCUUCCAGCAUUCAGUUCUCAAUGACAAAGAUGAAGAAGUAGAGUUAUGUUCAUCCGUCGAGUGUAAGGGUAUCAUCGGCAACGACGGACGGCAUUACAUUCUGGAUCUUUUACGUACUUUCCCACCCGACGUCAACUUCUUAAAAAUCGAGGGUGAAGACUUGAGUAAAGAAGCUCGUGCACUUGGCUUCCCUGUUGAACACAAACACAAACUUUGCUGUCUGCGCCAAGAAUUAGUCGACGCAUUUGUGGAGUCUCGUUACAUGCUGUUUAUCAAAUACGCUGCGUUCCAUCUUCAACAAGUGGGCCUUAAGAAACAGAAGGCGACGUCCGAGCGUAGUGGUUCUGUUGAGAAAGAAACAGUCAAGUCGGACGACACAGACAUUGCUGGAGUGCAAUCAACAUCGGAAAAGGGAACGGAAGAACAGCAGCAGUUGAAUUCAGACGAGGCCAAGAAAAUUGUGGAAAGUAUUACAGAUUCGAUUACACACGGAGAGAAACCUGACGUAGAAGAAAGCACAAAGGAGAUUGUCCGUAAAGCUGCUGCAGCUGUUGGUUCCUUGAAAGAUACGGAAUUUGAUAUCCGUUUCAAUCCUGACGUCCUCUCUCCUGGAGUUCGCCAUCCCGAUGGCCUUGUUGCUCUCGAACGAUUAAAGAAAGAGAAGCAGCUGAUCAAAGAUGCUGCCGAUUUUCUCAUCACAAUUCAAAUCCCCACAUUUAUUCGUGAUUGUUUGGACCAUUCGUCUGCUCCAUUGGAUGGUAGCACUCUAAUCGAAGCCAUUCAUAGUCGCGGAAUCAACGUUCGAUACUUGGGCAAAAUUGUUUCAAUGCUGUCUAAGGUCCCGCAGUUAGAGUACGUUUAUGUGAUCGGAGUUUCUGAGUUGAUUGUUCGAGCUGCCAAACACCUUUUCACCACCUACAUGCAAGGAGUAGAAAUGAUGGGCCUGUCAGCGGCGAUUGCUCAUUUCCUUAACUGCUUCCUCGGUUCGAAUCCAACCCCAGUGGCCACACUUGGCGCUGACGAGCUUCAAACCAAGCCAUCUAAACGCCGCAACAAGCGCAGAGGAAAGCAGAACCCUUUAUCCAAUAAUGAGAGCACUGACUGGAUCCAUGUGACUCCAAAAACUUUAUGGUCCAUGUUAAAAACUGAGUUAAGUUCCUACUGGGAUUGGGAACUAGCUGCUGACGGCGUCGACACAGCAGUAGAAAAGUACAUGGGGCAGAAAGUAUCUCUUCUACGAGCCUUCUGUCAGAGAACUGGCAUUCAGAUUUUGAUGAGGGAAUAUUCUUACGAAGUAAAAAAUCGCAAUACGUUUUUUGAAGAGGAUAUCAUUAAUGUCUUCCCAGUAGUCAAACAUAUCAAUCCACGUGCUAGUGAUGCUUUCCAUUUCUACACAACUGGUCAGCAAAAGAUUCAGCAGGGCUUCCUAAAGGAAGGUUACGAGCUCAUCAGCGAAGCUCUUAAUCUUCUAAACAACGUUUAUGGAGCAAUGCAUCCAGAGAUUGCACAGUGUCUCCGCAUGUUGGCAAGAUUGAAUUACAUCAUGGGUGAACAUGUUGAAGCUCUUGGCUACCAGCAGAAGGCCGUUUUCAUGUCAGAACGGGUUAAUGGCAUUGAUCAUCCGUACACCAUUACUGAAUACACACACCUGGCUUUGUACUGCUUCGCUAACAAUCAAAUCUCAACAGCUCUUAAACUGUUGUAUCGGGCACGCUACUUAACCUUAAUCGUUAUCGGAGAGAAUCAUCCAGAGGUAGCCUUGCUUGACUCGAAUAUUGGUCUCAUUCUGCAUGCUGUUGGAGAAUAUGAUCUAUCUUUGCGUUUCCUUGAAAAAGCUUUGGCUUUGAACAAAAAGUAUUAUGGAUCCCGAUCAUUGAAAGUGGCUGUGAGCUACCACUUGGUCGCUAGGACCCAGAGCUGUAUGGGUGAUUUCCGUUCUGCUCUCCAAAACGAAAAAGAAACUUACACCAUUUAUAAGAUUCAGUUGGGAGAGGAACACGAGAAAACGAAAGAGUCAUCAGAGUGCCUUCGACACCUGACGCAGCAGGCGGUUGUGCUGCAGAAAAAGAUGAACGAACUGUAUCAAGGUCGUUUGGGGGCUGGUGUUCCUACUACUGGAUUACCAUUGCCACCUAUCCAGAUCCAGCCGCCUUCCAUGGGAAGUGUUCUCGACAUGCUCAACGUUAUCAACGGCAUUCUAUUUGUUCAAAUUAGUCCACAAGACAUUGAAGCGUUCCGUGAAGAGAUGGAGCGUCGUCAAAUGACGGAAGGCAGCCCACCUAAAUUGCUCGAAGUGAAAGAGGAGGAGGCAUCGUCAACAGAAAAUAGUAGUCAAGUCAAGUCUUGCAGUUAAUCAACACGCAUGGGAAGCGCUUUUUUCCGCGCGGACGUCAACAACGACACACUAUUCAACAAGAUACAAAAAAAAAAUUGUUGCCAUGAAGAAAGAAGACCUGGUCCCCCGCGCCGUAGUCAAACGUUAGAUUUUUUAUUAUUUGUUAUUGAUAGAAAAACGCGUUUUCGAUUUUUCUCCGUAUCGAGAAAACAGAUUUCAGUGAUGAGUUCAGUCGUUUGACCGGAAACCUCAGGCCAAAACGUUAUUCUCCCUGUUCGUUGUUCUUUGUUUGAAUCCCGUCUUUUGCUGACGAAGAAGUCAUCUCAUGAGUUUCCACGCAACGAACGUACACACUCGGCCAGGCAUUUGAGUUUCUGUUGUCAGAUUUAGUGAGUAAAGCCUUGAUUGAGCUCAUGUCCAUCGUCACGUUGCACGAACGAUGGAUAUCUAGCUAGAACAGGCUUUACUGUAGCUCAACAGUUGAUUAAUUUAGUAAAUUAAACAUCAUCUCUUUUCCCAAACUCCCUCCAUCUUCUCCCGUCCCUGUCCCCCCUCUUAAUCCUUGGACUUGGUUAUCUGAAGAUCCUGGGUUUUUGAAUACUAUAUCUCGCGCAUGUUUUCAAAUUAAGAUUUAUCAAAGCAGUCUUAUUUUGCUUUCAAGUCAAAAUUUGUUUUCUUGUUUUUACGUUGCUCGGAUUUUUCUGCAAGAAAGUACGGUAUAAUGGUGCGCAAUAUUUGUCCUAUGUCUGUACUUGGCGUCUUGUGAACAAUCUUCCUCAACUUGUUGCGUCCGAGGAUCCCGCCUAGCAAUAACAAGGUCCAGUUAACCAAGUCCUUUUCCAGUUCCGUCACACAAUCGUAGUUGUAUACAGAAAACGCGAUAAAAAGUCGAAAUCGUUUGGUUUUCGAAUCGUGUGCAUCACUAUGUAGAAAUGAUCUAUUAUUUUACAAGAAAAUGGCAAACACA